Molecule: messenger RNA, 1697 nt
Organism: Mya arenaria
Lineage: Eukaryota; Metazoa; Mollusca; Bivalvia; Myida; Myidae
Product: serine/threonine-protein phosphatase 6 regulatory ankyrin repeat subunit C-like
Exons: 4
Coding region: 557-1549 (330 amino acids)
Molecular function (GO): protein binding
Source: RefSeq, a predicted model, not a curated record
UGCACUCUAUCCUUGAUGAUAUUAGAUCAAUUAACAUCGAUAGAACAGAACGGAGUAAUCUUGAGAGGGAAACAUUUAAUUAUACCGGAUGUUAUUUAUGUGUUGUUUAUGAAAGCUUCAAUUAAGUUUUACAGUUGUUUUGUAUUUGCGAAAUACUUGUGAGCUGUAACCAUAACAAAGUAAUACAAUAGUGCUGGAAGACUUUCAAACCGACUGGAAUUAAACAGUUAGAGAAAAUCAUACGAUUAUUGUAUACACUGAAGACAAAAGUUUACAGCUGGCUUCCACAAGGAUGCGACUCACGCGAUCGGCGAGUAUCAGCAUACAUGGCGGUGCGGUGAGGGAGAUGGCCGUUUCCGUUUAGCGCGCAUGCGUGAUGACGAGUCAAAAUUGCUUUGCCAGAUGAAAAGAAUGAUCAAAGAACGGAAGACAUUCGCUACUCAAGCAUUGUGUACGGAAAUCGACGGAUGGAUGCCACUACACGCAUGCGUCCUACACGCCUCAAAAAAAACUGUUAAAAGUGUUUCUCAGUUCCGGUGUGGAUGUGAACAUUCCCAUGGGACAGCCGGAAGGGCUGCCUCGCGGCUGCACGCCGCUGCAUAUCGCGUGUUGGCGCGGUGACAGUGACAUUACAAAGUUCCUGCUCUCCCAUGGGGCGGAUGUGGAUGCCGCGGACGGCUCCGGACGGACGCCCGUUAUGUACGCGGUUAAGCGACGUCAUCGGCACAUCGUGCGGCUACUGGAAGACAAGGGCGCCAAUAUGGCGGCUGUUCAACUUCCGGUGAUCUGGAAUGAGUGUACCACGCCAACGGCAUCACCUAUGAAGUUCUGUUUCUUUCCCAUAUACAUCCGAGGUUGUUUUCGAUGGAAAAUGAUCGUGGUGUUCCGAAUUACAAUGUACAAAGCCCUGGUCAGCGUUCCUCGUAUGUCGGAGAUUGCUGGAGUGUUUCGAUUGACAAAGUACCGCGUGUCACAAAGUUUACAGCUGGCUUCCACAAGGAUGCGACUCACGCGAUCGGCGAGUAUCAGCAUACAUGGCGGUGCGGUGAGGGAGAUGGCCGUUUCCGUUUUAGCGCGCAUGCGUGAUGACGAGUCAAAGUUGCUUUGCCAGAUGAAAAGAAUGAUCAAAGAACGGAAGACAUUCGCUACUCAAGCAUUGUAUACGGAAAUCGACGGAUGGAUGCCACUACAUGCGUGCGUCCUACACGCCUCAAAGAAACUGUUAAAAGUGUUUCUCAGUUCCGGUGUGGAUGUGAACAUUCCCAUGGGGCAGCCGGAAGGACUGCCUCGCGGCUGCACGCCGCUGCAUAUCGCGUGUUGGCGCGGUGACAUUGACAUAACAAAGUUCCUGCUCUCUCAUGGGGCGGAUGUGGAUGCUGCGGACGGCUCCGGACGGACGCCCGUUAUGUACGCGGUUAAGCGACGUCAUCGGCACAUCGUGCGGCUACUGGAAGACAAGGGCGCCAAUAUGGCGGCUGUGCAACUUCCGGUGAUCUGGAAUGAGUGUACCACGCCAACGGCAUCACCUAUGAAGUUCUGUUUCUUUUAAAGGGAAUACAGUGUUAUUUUAAUUAUAAAAAACAAAUGCUUAUUGCUUGGUAAAUAUAUUGACGAAUACAUGUUCCAUAUAUAACAUUGAACAAUAAGUGUAUGAUUUUUGGGACUAGAUUUAUGAUAUUUGCAAAAAAAUAGUAUUG